Messenger RNA from Exaiptasia diaphana, 645 nucleotides. RefSeq lists its product as uncharacterized. The coding region runs from base 82 to 567 and encodes 161 amino acids. The record is from RefSeq and is a predicted model, not a curated record. NCBI's taxonomy places the organism in Eukaryota, Metazoa, Cnidaria, Anthozoa, Actiniaria, Aiptasiidae. The transcript is spliced from 4 exons.
ACGAAUGRUCAUCAGGGUAUGGUAUAUAAGCAGGCUGCUACAGUCUGAGCCUCAUGUUGUUGUAUCUUACAUUCGUACGACAUGAUGAAGAUCACAAUUUUGCUGCUGUUKGYYGYAUUGAUCGCUUUCGCUGCUGGUGUACCMGUGGACAGCAACAACGACAUUGAAAAAGAUGAYGGARGACCUGGACAAGACGAGACUGAGUCAGCAAACUUGUUAGCAGAGGACAACAGGCCGUUAGAAGACGGAUUUCAAGAUCAAAAUGACGACGCGGAAGCCGAGGAAAGCGAAGACGUUCAAAACGACGAAGAUACCGCUAACAAUGACGUUGCAAAGCGUAACUGCCGUUACGUUGUUCGCUAUGGCUGGGGUCGAUGCAGAAUCAUCCGCAACACGCACAGGUGCUGCACAAGAGUGGUUAUAUGGCGCAGGAGGGUGUGCGGUCAUUGCCGUAUCAUAUGCAGACACAUUCGGUCAUGUCCUCGUAUUAGACGCUGCUACCGUGGCCGGUGUUACUAUGUUAUUAGGUGCAGGAUGAUCAGACGAUGUUAUCGUUACUGCGGUUAGGUCGCAGCCAUGAAAGUCGGCUGGUUUGAACUCUAAAGGCCGAUUUAGACGACACAACUUUUACCUACAACUAUCGCA